Linum tenue is the source of this 4071-nucleotide messenger RNA. Lineage: Eukaryota; Viridiplantae; Streptophyta; Magnoliopsida; Malpighiales; Linaceae. The record is from the annotation of a GenBank genome assembly.
AUGGAAGCGGGAACUCUUCUCCGUGGUGCCAUUUAUUGGAGCUUCAGUUCCCAUUCCCAGCGUCACCUUCUCCAGCGGGCUCGUCUCCGUAGAGAUGUUCUGGCUUCUUCCUCCAAUCCACAGGUAAUUCAGCUUCGAGCGAAGUCCCGAUUGUUAAGCUUGCUUUUGGAAUUUACGCCCUCUGAUUUCUUCUUCUCUAUAUUGCCGACGCAGUUGCAGAAAAGCUAUCAGGGGCCGAAGCCGAAGCGAGAUUUGGUUCCUGAUUGGGUCUCCAACAACGACAGCACUGCUAGAAGCUUGCCCAUAUACGUUGGAGGUGCUUCUCUCGUCGCCGUCCUCGUUAAUCGCGCCGUUUCCGGUAUAGCCCCAGUUGCAGAUGCCAGUAGUUCGCAGUCAAGAGCCGAUCUACUGGCACUUGGGUUGGCUGUGACCAGUAUACUAACUGGCCUGGUAUGGCUGACAAUCAAGCCAAAGUCUAUCUCUGUGGUGAAUCCGCUAGGUGUGGAAUGUCGGAUGAUAUCUUCCCACUUACCUGACCCUUUAAUUGCAGAGUUGUUAUGGGCAUGGGAGUCUCUAUCGUCGGUUACAUGCUGCAGGUGUCUAGUGGUUGUGUAUGAUGGUACUUGUAUAUUGCAAAUUGGAGUUGCAGCUGAGUCUCCUGAUGGCGAAGCACUGGCUGUGGAUGCUGCCAGGUUGACUGAAGGUUCAGUUUAUCAAGGUGUUAUGAAGUCUGGUAGUCAGAGUUAUUUGGCAAACCUAUCUCUGUAUCCUGGGAGGUCAGAGCUGCCAUUUUUACCUUCCAACACACAGGCAGUGAUUUUGCAGCCUCUUGGAGACAAAGGAAUUGUAAUUAUUGGAGGUGACAUGAUUAGGGGUUUCACAACUGCUGAUCAGGCGUGGAUUACUUAUCUAGGAGAAAAACUAGAUACAACAAUUGCAAAACAUACUAUUAGUGGAACCCCCUUGAAGAUCCAGGACAGAGUUUGAGAUCAACUGGUGUACUUAUUUUCCCUCCCACAUCAUUUAUAUGGCCCACAUUGGGCUCAAGGCCCUGGCAUUUUUUGCAGCUUCGGUUUUAUUUCGUGCUUCGCCAGCGAUGCAAUACGCAAGCAAACCCUUUCUGUCUGUCCAUAUGCCACACUUCCCAUCUUCAACUGGUGCUGCCUGUUGCUGUGGAUUAUCUGUACGCACCUUAAUGCUUUUAUUAUAUAUAUGGCCGUGUCGAUCCUAUUUGUACAUACAUAAAUACAUUCUUAGCCUCUAUAUACUUGUUCUGUUGUCCGUUGUUCUUGACUUGGCUCUUUCUUGCAUGAUGCAAAUGGCGCGUUCCCAAAACCCAACCCUGACAUUACUUAAAUGCACAGUUCUAUAUUGAUUGUUUGCUGUUGUUGAAACAGUGUGUCGACCUUGUCCAAAUUGCAACGGUCGAAAUUUUCAAAAGGCUCAUCCAUCCCCACAUUCAAUCCUUAACUUUCUCAUUUGUCUGAAUAGGGGUAAACGAAAGAAGGAACGAAAGAAUCAUUUCAUUUCAAUAUGUUGAAACCAACCCUUUACAUCAUCUGUAUAAUAACUGUGUGAAAAUUCGCAUGUCAGUAGAGGAACAAGCACAGAGAGAUUCGCCCCCCAAAAACAGGGCGGAAAGGAAGAAAAUAAUUGAAACAAUUUAGCAAAAGAAUCGGUUGCUGGUAUAUGUGAACAAUUCUCUCUGUGUGUGUUUGUUUUACAAGACACCCCAAAACCUGUGGUGAACUUCCGAUCAUCGACGACGAGCAGAAGAGCUCGAGCUCCUCUCCCAGGGCAGCAACCCAGUGGCCACAUCAGCGAAAGAACCCAGCACAAAGUCCUUGAGACCGGUGUCCCAAACCUCACAGAACCUCAGCCGCCAAUCCGGCGGCUCGACGGCCUCCGUCCCCAGCCCGGGCGCCCUGUCCUUGGACCCUUUGUUGUGAUCGUCCUGCCAAUUCGUCACAUAGGUCGAAACCCUCCUGAAAAACUUGGCCUUGAAAGUGUCCCAAACCUGGUACUUGUAGUGGUUGAUCACCGCCGUCCCCUCCGCCACGUUCGUCGACUUGUACCCUUCCCUCAGCUUGAAGUGAUGCACAAUGUUCAGCAGCGUCAUGUCGAGAAGGUCCGGUCGGACAAAGGACUUGUGCCUUUCAGGAGCCUGCAGCCUGCAAGUGUAACCUACCGUCACACCUUGCUUCGGCGGUUCUGUCAGCCCCGAUGGCCCGAAGCUGUGGCACAUUGUCCUCACCUCCGCGAUCGUGGGCGAAUCGGUGUAGUUCGAGACCAUGGCGCGGAGCGAGUUCUGUCCCGGCAAGGGGGUUUGGCCACUGUAGCGAGGGAAGUAGAAGAACUCGUCGACGUCGAAGAACCCAACCCACUUGCACUCGUACUUUGCUCUCAGAGCACAAUGCGAGAACCCUGCCUCCUGCGCUUUGAUCCACGGCCAGACGUGCCUGGAGACAUUGUGAUUCCGCGUGUUGAGCUCGUCGGCGACGUCUUGUAGCCCGUCGUCGCUGUUGUUGUCGUAGAUGAACCACCGCUCCACUCCCAGCCACGAGUGGUACAUCACCCAUUCCUUCAAAACCGACGCCUGGUUCCACAGCAUCGUGCAGGCGCAGAGCUCGUACUUCCCUUCCCCUUCCCCUCUCAUCCCGUGGGAUUUCGGGUUGUACACUUUCGCCACCGAUGGCAGAGCUUGCGAGGCGGAGGAGUCUUCGACGCGGCUGACGGUGACGCGGAUUCCUUCGGCCAGCGCGGUGUUGUUUUUCCGGAUGCUUCUGGGCAGCAAGCAGCGGACCACUUCCUGAGCCGCGGCGGUGGCUUCGGUGGUGAAGACGAAGCUCUCCUCUCUGCUCAAAUUGUUGCUCAGCGAGAAAUGGCACCUGAAUUCGGCCGGAUCGACUUCCCUCCGCGGCUUCAGAUUCAGCCCUUUCGCCAACACCACCACAGUGUUCCAAUCGAGAAUCGCCUCGUAGACCACUUUUCCCCAUUCGGGGACGGAAUCGGAAAUUUCCUCAUCCGCCGUCUGAUUCGCCGCCCUCCUCGAAGAAGCCAUCCAGUUCCCUUCCACAACCUCGCCGCCGGGGCGGCGCAAAUCCACGGCGGCGGAGUAGUUCACAGGCGGGAGCUCGCACCUCACAAUCGACUUGCUCUCCUGGUAAUCGUCCGCCGAAAUCGCCAGUUUCACGAGCAUCUCGUCGAGCAGGUCGGCGUCGCCGAGCUGGUGGUAGUAGACGCACUCCAAGCUCUCCCCUCGGCGGACGCGGUUGGAGAGAACGAGCAGGAGGUGGUCGGGGAGAAGAACCCGGCUCUCGAUGACCAGAGGAAGCGACUUGCCGCCGCCGCCGAAGUAGUCCUGGGUGAGGAGGACGGGGAGGACCCGGGUAAAACCCGAGGCCCGGAGGACCGGCCGGAAGGGAGACCGAUCUGAGCCAGAGAAGUAGAAGAGAGUGAAGAGGAACAGUAUUAUGCCGAGAGUGAGCGACCUGAACGAGAGGAUGAGCUUCAAGGCGCUGGUGGUUCCGCCGUGGUUGGCUCUCUUCCGCUUCCGCCGCUGGUCGGCAUCCAUGGCCGGCAAAAAAAAAAAGUCAGCAACAGAUCUGGAAUGGGUUUCCGAAGAGUUCGGGAGAGAUAGAUUCUGGGUUUCUUUGUCUGGAGAGAAUGGUGGAGCACGCAAGCAAAAGGGUGUAAUAAAGGGUGGUCAACAAUGGCUACCGUCCGUCAAGGUGGUGCGGGAUUGGCGAGUUGGGAGGGAGAAGAAUAAUUAAAGGAGAGAGGGUAGCUGUAGAGGACUAGAGGCUGGGGGAAGAAGACGAAGGAGGAAAGGAAAAGGAGACGCGAGAGUUAUGGCGCGUGGGGGUGACGUGGACAAUCCUCGUAGUCGUUGUUGUGUCGUAAGAGGAAUUGUUUUUUCCGUUUCUUUUUUGGGGCUGUGCUGUAAAUUUGUAAUAAUCAAGUGAAUACAUACAUCGCACUCGGCUUUGAUUAAUUGAGGGAAUUAAUUGUUUUUUUUUGUCAAUUAAUGGUGUUGACUUAAAUGAUUCGUGUGACAUUUGUGUUUCCCCA